Messenger RNA from Anneissia japonica, 2004 nucleotides. RefSeq names its product probable palmitoyltransferase ZDHHC24. The coding region runs from base 91 to 942 and encodes 283 amino acids. Gene Ontology annotation, cellular component: endoplasmic reticulum; Golgi apparatus. The record is from RefSeq and is a predicted model, not a curated record. The transcript has a single exon. Gene Ontology annotation, biological process: peptidyl-L-cysteine S-palmitoylation; protein targeting to membrane. Lineage: Eukaryota; Metazoa; Echinodermata; Crinoidea; Comatulida; Comatulidae. Gene Ontology annotation, molecular function: protein-cysteine S-palmitoyltransferase activity.
AAAAAGGUCAGAUGUCAAAGCAGAAUUUAAGAAUAGGUGCUUCGUCAUUUUCUCUGAGCAAAAACGACUUUAAUUCAAAUAUUUCCGAAAAUGGAGAAAAGAAAGUGGAAAAAUAUAUUCCCUCGUCGAAAAACUGACCGCCUUGCAGUAUUAUUUGUGAUGACAGAGCUUUUUGUUGAGGUUUAUUUUGAAUUGUUUAUCAUUCUUCCUCAGGUUUACCCUACUCCAAGUCUUGCAAUGUAUCUUCAUGUUUGUUUCGGAUUCUACCUGUUGUUCAACACACUCGGAAACAUGAUCCUAGCAAUCAUUGUGGACUCUUCCACUGGAGCUGAGAUCCUACCUGCCGUACUCCAGCCCGAAUGGAGGUACUGCCCCACCUGUAUGCAGAACUCGCCACCGAGAGCGGUGCACUGUUUUAUGUGCGAGAAAUGCGUCUUGAAACGGGAACAUCAUUGUAUCUUCAUCGGCAAGUGUGUCGGAAUACGUAACCAUCGUUAUUACAUGAUGACCGUUUUCUACCUAGCUGUUGGGUCGUUGUACGCUAAUUUUAUGAAUAUUGACUAUGCCCUGAACCUUCUUGGUGGGUUUAGCUUGAAGACCGGCCUAGCGAUGAUUGCCCCUAUCUUGGGCUGGAUAUUUGGUGUAACAGAAUCAAUGUCGUUCUUCAUAUCAUUUCAGUGUGGUACAUGUAUAUUAUCAUGUUUGAUGUUCUUUACCUUGUUGGUUUUUCACACUUGGCUAAUAUACCGAGGGCAGGUCACUUAUGAGUGGCGACAUGGAAUAAAAGAUUACGAUGUUGGCUGGAAGCAAAAUUUUAUUCAAGUCUUUGGAAAACGCUGGUACCUUGUUUGGCUAUUCCCAACAAUCUCAUCCCCAUUGCCAUGUAAUGGGAUUAAGUAUAUGAAGAAAAACGAUAAAAUUGAGAAUGUUAAGGAUAUGUAAAGAGUAUAUGGAUUGUACCCACCUUCAAAAUGUUUUCUGUGCAAAUAUUACUCAGAUUUACACUGUGUACUGUAUGUUAUUGUUUUAUAGUGUAAUAAUGAUGAAUGAGAAUAGUAGGGAAUAUUAUUAUUAUUGCAUUACUGGAUAAAAUUUACUGUUUAAUGUUUUUUAUUCUAACCAAAGUUUGAUAGUUUUCUAUUUAAAAUUGAUAUUUUUGGUACAGAAAACCUAGAUUUAUCAAAAUGCAAUUUCGAUGUUAAACCAUGUAAUAUUAAUUAUUUAAAGCUACGGAAAAUGCAUUCUAUUGUGUACAGUAUGUUAAAUGUGGAUACAAUUUGAUAGAAAAGAUGUUUAUUAUAAAGAUUUUCAGUAAUUUGAAAAUCAAUGUGUAAGAUCCAAAUUAACGUAAAAGUAGUGAUUACUUACUUCUUUCUGUAGACACUUAUGCAAUUCUGAGAAUUAGCGGCACAAGAGUGGUGGGAGGGCUUGUAGCACCCCUAGCGGUGAAAAAUAGCUCCAUCCCCAUUGUUUAAUUUUAAAAACCAUUUAAAACACUAUUGUAUCUUAGAUGGUGCUAAUUGACAUAUUCUUGAAAGAUACUUUAAAUAGUAAAAAAGAAAAUGCCAUUCAUAAACUAAUCAAAUUGGUUGGUUAAACAGAUAAAAUAAAAGGGCCAAAAAGUGUGCUCAUUUUGCCGUUCUUUAUCCCUCAGAUGAGGUGCAAGACCCAUCUUUUAUUUUUACUGGUUCUGAGAAGUUACUUGAUUAAUUUUUGGACCUAAGAGGUAUCAAAUAAUUCAUUUUCAAGCACAGUACUCUAUUCAUAUUAUUUAAUAAUUUUAUUAAAAAAACAAAUUAAAAAACCUAAAUUAGACACUGUAUAGUAAAGAUAAUUAUGUUGUUCAGUUCAUAAUUCUACGUGCUUAACAAACACCUGUACUUGGAUAUAAUUUUCAUAAAAGAGAAUGUUGCCACUUUUGUUAUGAAAUAAAUGAAAUCGAUACUGCUUUUCUGAAUACAUUUUUUGUUUGUAUUUAAAGACCAAAGUAAAUUGUCUUGCUUA